AUGGGCAAAAUCUUCUCCGUCGCGCUCGCCGCACUAGCAGCCAUCUGCGGCGGAUGGAGCCUCGGCCGCUCCAACCAUGGCCUGGCCUACCGGGAAGCCAGAAGUGACCGUGAGUUGAUUGGUAAUCUGGAGCAGCCGGAGGCGAAGAACAUCGGCGACUCGUGGUUGAGAGUCUCAUCAAUAAUGGCCAAAAGGGCCUGGUCUUGGGCGCCCACCAGCUCGAGAACGAUCUCGACUAUCUUAAAGGCGCUGGCAUCGAGCUCUUGUCCGAGGCUGAUUUUCCGAAAGACGGCCAGGCUCGGGCCUUCGAUUUCUUGUUGGUCCCAAUUUUUGGCAAAUGUCCCUUGCGGACGGGCUUGUCCGGGACAAUGGGUUAGUCGUGUCGUCCCUGGGGCUAGAAACACUGGCGGGCUGCGCCUGUUGAGCAACUACAGGAUCGGGUAUGAAGAGGAGCGGGCCCGUGAAGAGCCCAAUGUGCAAGGCGUGGAGUGGUUCGACGGGAACUACCCGACACAUGGUCAAGAAUUUGUGGUGUACAAUAUGGAGGAGAUGGAAGUGAGGAUGGAGGAUUAUGUUGUUUCUUGA
Molecule: messenger RNA, 585 nt
Organism: Striga asiatica
Lineage: Eukaryota; Viridiplantae; Streptophyta; Magnoliopsida; Lamiales; Orobanchaceae
Source: the annotation of a GenBank genome assembly